AACAGUAACUUUACAAGUGUAGUUCAUUCAGAGUUGACCGAAGCACGCAGAAGAGCAGCAGCCGCCAUGUCUGAGGCUGCUCCUCCUCUCCUCUCGGCCCAUCCUCUGCGGGCUCUGGUGGAUGAGAAGCUGACCGUGCGGGUGGACAACCUGCGGCCCGGCUGUCCGGUGACCAUCCGCUCCCUGCACCACUCUGAGGACCAGGACUUCUGGGAGGCGUACGGCCACUACGUCAGUGACCAGAGGGGCAGCGUGUCCGUAUCAGAAGAUGCCAGUGUGGGAGGCACCUACACCGGGAUUGAGCCCAUGGGUUUGCUGUGGAGCAUGAGGCCCGUCCCAGGGAGCCGCACCGGCCUCAGGUUGAGGAAGCUGAACGUGUGCACCCCCAUGGAGGUCAACAUCUCGGUCUACAGCGGACACCAGGACUUCCGGGAUCAGCCUCCUCUGGCCUCUGUGCUCGCAGAGAGGUGGUACAUGGCCCCAGGGGUCCAGAGGAUUAACGUUAGCGUUAAAGAGGUGCGAGGGACCCUGUUCAUACCCCCAGGUCCUGGACCCUUCCCCGGGAUGCUGGACCUGUGGGGAGGGGGGGGGGGACUGAUAGAGUACCGCUCCGCCCUGCUGGCGUCCCACGGCUACGCCACGCUGGCUCUGGAGUACAUCAAAGGCGAGGAAAUGCAGGCUGCUCCACGCAGUCUGGUGCUGGAAUACUUUGAGGCCGCAUUCGAUAUUGUCAAGGCUCAUCCUCUGGUGAGGGCGGACAGAGUUGGGAUUAUCGGCCUCUCCUUCGGCUCUAUUGUGGCUCUCAGCCUGGCAGCCGAAAGCAUCUGUGCCAAACCCCGGUGUAUUAUUUGCAUUAGCAACAUCCAUGUCACACCUCCAGGGAAGGACCUGGGCCAGUUUAAUCAGAUGUUCCCCAGACAGGUAAAGAUGAUCCGGGUGGAUGAGAGCAACAGUCAGGUGUGGAGGGAUGCGUCCCUGCCUCUUAUAAACAUCCCCUCACUGAAAGUCAAAGUGGGGAAGAUAAGCUGCCCGGUGAUGCUGGUCAACGGCAGCGAUGACCAGAACUGGCCCGCAGUGGAGACGGCUGCUGACAUAGAAAAGAUGAUGCAGGCAGCUGGCAAUGAACAUCUGCUGACCCGGCUGGACUACCCGGACGCUGGUCAUCUGAUCGAACCGCCCUUCACACCUCAUUUCAGAGCGACCAACUUCAUUUUGCAGACGACUAAAGAAAAGGUGGUGUUGCUGUGGGGGGGGCAGACCAAGCCUCACGCAGAUGCUCAGGAAGACUCCUGGAGGAAGAUGCUGAGUUUCCUGCAGCAGCAUCUGUACUGCAGCCCCGCUCACAUAGCCAAGCUGUGAGCUCAGACCGCCCCCCCGUCAUCGCCACCACGCCGGACCGGACUGGACAGGACCGGACCGG
Menidia menidia (Atlantic silverside) is the source of this 1420-nucleotide messenger RNA. NCBI's taxonomy places the organism in Eukaryota, Metazoa, Chordata, Actinopteri, Atheriniformes, Atherinopsidae. The record is from the annotation of a GenBank genome assembly.